AUGUACCCACUGAAAGCACCUGACCCGGAUGGUAUGCCUCCUCUUUUCUUCCAGAAAUUUUGGAAUGUAAGUGGUGAGGUGGUCACAGCAACAAUUCUGGAUUUUCUUAAUCAUGGUGUUUCCCCCCCUGAUUUUAACAAAACUCAUAUUAUCCCAAUCCCAAAAGUCAAAAAUUCUAAGAAGGUAACAGAGUACAGACCUAUUAGUUUAUGUAAUGUGGUGUACAAAAUUGCAUCCAAAUCAAUAGCUAAUAGGCUCAAGAAAAUUUUACCUUCCAUUAUAAGUGAUACUCAGAGUGCCUUUGUGCACAGUAGGCUUAUUACUGAUAAUGUACUCAUUGCCUUUGAGACCAUGCACCAUAUCAGUCAGAAAAAAGGGGGUAAGGUUGGUGAGAUGGCUCUGAAGCUAGAUAUGAGUAAGGCUUAUGAUCGGGUAGAAUGGAGGUAUCUAGAUAAAAUUAUGGAAAAGUUGGAGGGACUCUCAUCAUUGAUUAAAGCUUCGGUGGCAAGUGGAGCAUUGGAGGGAAUUGCGGUUUGUCGUAGAGGCCCGAAAUUGUCUCAUCUCUUCUUUGCAGAUGAUAGCUUGAUUUUCUGUAAGGCUUCUCUGGCAGAAUGUGAUACCCUCCAACAAAUUCUAAAAGUAUAUGAACAAGCUUCAGGCCAGCAGCUAAAUCGGACAAAAACAUCUCUAUUUUUCAGCAGGAACACACCCCAUGAGAUUCAAGAGGAGAUAAAACAAAGGUUUGGUGCUCAGGUAAUAAAGCAGCAUGAGAAAUACUUGGGUUUGCCAUCUUUGGUGGGGAAGAACAAAAGGAGCACGUUCAAUGAGAUUAAGGAGAAGCUUCAUAAAAAGCUAGCCGGAUGA
Quercus robur (English oak) is the source of this 864-nucleotide messenger RNA. RefSeq lists its product as uncharacterized. Lineage: Eukaryota; Viridiplantae; Streptophyta; Magnoliopsida; Fagales; Fagaceae. The coding region runs from base 1 to 864 and encodes 287 amino acids. The transcript has 2 exons. The record is from RefSeq and is a predicted model, not a curated record.